Messenger RNA from Phycodurus eques (leafy seadragon), 3098 nucleotides. RefSeq names its product immunoglobulin heavy constant delta (gene ighd). NCBI's taxonomy places the organism in Eukaryota, Metazoa, Chordata, Actinopteri, Syngnathiformes, Syngnathidae. The record is from RefSeq and is a predicted model, not a curated record. The transcript has 14 exons. The coding region runs from base 27 to 3020 and encodes 997 amino acids.
AUCAGGACACCUUGAGCAUACCGACCAUGUUGUGUGUAGUUCUGCUGGUGCUGCUGGCUGCCGGGUCCAGUGUCAAGGGUGAACAGUUGACCCAGCCGGCGUCUUUGACCCUGCGGUCUGGAGAAGAGUUGAACAUCGAUUGUCAGGUGUCUUAUUCUUUGAGUAGCUACUACACUGCGUGGGUCAGGAAAACAGCUGGGAAAGGACUGGAAUGGAUCGGGAGCAGAUACACUGGGGGCUAUUACCGCAAGGACUCACUGAGCAACAAGUUCAGUAUCAAUCUCAACCCCUCCAGCAAAAUUGCAACUCUAAAUGGCCAGAAUAUGCAGCCUGAAGACACUGCAGUGUAUUACUGUGGUCGCAGAGUCUUGUCCUUCUACUACGACUACUGGGGAAAAGGAACCCAAGUCACAGUUACAUCUGGUACACCGAUCAGACCGACCGUCUUUCCUCUGAUGCAAUGUGGAUCUGGAGCCACGCUUAGUCUUGGCUGUCUCGCCACUGGGUUCACACCAGCUCCACUGACCUUCACCUGGAGCAAAGAUGGGACUGCCUUGACUGACUUUAUUCAGUAUCCUUCAGUCGAGAAGAACAACCUCUAUACUGGAGUCAGUGAAAUCCAAGUGAGGAGAGCGGACUGGAAUAAUAGGGCAAAAUUCCGAUGUGUUGCCAAACAUUCAACCGAAGAUGUUGAAGCUGUGUUCGCCAAUAAAGAAGAGAGUUCUGUGUCUCCAGACAUGACAUUGUAUCCAGCGUGGGAGGAUAAACUUGGUGUCUCAGCUUUCAAACUUUUGUGCAUCAUAAGUGGCUUCUCUCCUGCCACGCUGGGUUUUGAGUGGCUACAGGACAACCAAAAGGUAGAUGCCGUGUGGACCUCCACCAGGAAACUUCAGAGUGUGGUGAAAGAAGACAAAACUUUCACUCUAAUCAGUGAGAUUGAGCCAAACGUGAGUGACUGGACAAAGGGCUCAAAUUUUACAUGCAGGUCCAUUCACAACAACGUAGAAGUGAAAAAGUCCACAAGCAUUUGUGAAACACAGGCAGACGGCCCUCCUUCCAUUUAUAUGGAGCUCCCCAGCUUCAAGGCCGUCAUGAUGGGAACAUCUGAAGUGACAGCAAAAUGUUUGGUACGCACUGAAUUUGAUGCCGUUGUUACAUGGCUGGUGGAGAGCCAAGCAGACGCUUAUAACCAAGUGAGCCAGUACACCAACACAUCUCACAUCAUUAGUCAUCUGACGGUAUCUGCAAAUCUGUGGAAACAAAUGAAGAGUGUGAAAUGUAAAGUGGCGCAUCGCUGCUUCUCAGACAUUGAGGAGACCAUACACGUGUCAGGGUCUACAGUCAACGCUCCAACAGUGGAGAUCAGGCGAUCUUUUGCCGAUUUGCAGAAGAAAGAAAGAUCUGUGUUUGUAUGCGAUGUCGCACAACUCGAUACCGUCGACCUCUACGUCACCCUUCAGGCCAAUGGUGUAGAUAUUUUGGACAAACACUUUGUUGAACUGCCUAAAGGCCCGGGCCCACAUUCCAUCAGUCCACACUUCAGUUUGCCAAAGUCAUACAUGAAGAAUGACACACGUUUCACCUGCAAAGUGACCCAAGGCUUCUCUAGCAUCUUCCACUCAAGUCCUAUUGACAGCAUUUUUGUGGAGCCAUCAGUGGAGCUCUUUCUGGCCCCCAGUGAGGAGUCAGGACCUCAGAGACUCCUUUGUUCCGGAUGGGGCUUUAACCCUCAAAUUACAUGGCUCAUCGGGUCUCAGCAAAGACCUCCAUCAAUGACCAACAUCAGCAUGAGUGCGGAUGGACGUGUGGCUGUGGCCAGUCAAUUAGAUGUAGACCAAGAAGAGUGGCAAACUGGCAAGCUAUUCACUUGUAAAGUGUCUGACAGGUGGCUGAAUAAAAAUGUCAGAAAAAACAUCAACUUCUGCUCAGUAACCACAUCAUCAUCUCAAAUACUUGGAGUGUAUAUUCAAGGACCGCCACUCACAGAGUCACAGCAGAGGGAUCAAGUGACCGUCACUUGUCUUUUGGUCGGCGCUCAUCUUGAUGAUUUCUCCAUCUCCUGGAAAGUAGAUGGGAAGAAUUAUUCCCAGAAUUCACACACGGAGAAGCCGAUCAGUCACAGCAAUGGGACAGAGUCCUUGCAGAGCUUCCUCAAUGUGUUAGCGAGCGACUGGGAUGCAUAUAAACAAGUUUCGUGUGAGGGAAAACACAGGUGUUCCAACCAGGGCUAUGAGGGGCACAUAAGCAAAAGCAGAGACUUGUAUCCACCAACAGUGCGCAUAAUACCGCCAACCGUCUCUGAGCUGUCAACCUCCGAUGACCUCGCGCUUACUUGCCUGGUUUCUGGAUUUUUCCCAGAUAAUAAAAUAGUAUACUGGGAGAAAGAUGGCCAAAGACUGCCAUCAGUUUCCUAUAUCAACAGCCCUUCAUGGAAAUACAGCAGUAGCAGCACUUUUUCAAUGAGCAGCAGACUGAGCGUGUCCAAAAGUGAGGACCGGGGUUCCAGCUAUUCUUGUUCUGUCAAACAUGAGUCAUCUGAAACACCUGUUAGAAGCACAAUUGAGGAUGUGUUUGCCACAGUGACUCCGAGCCAGCCUUCAGCCAUCUUGCUCCGGGGUUCAGGUGAACUUGUGUGCCUGGUGUUUGGCUUCAGUCCUGCGUCCAUUAACGUCUCCUGGUUUCUUGAUGACGCCAAUGAGCUGUCGUACUUCAACACCAGUCAACCAAGCAGAGGCCCCGAUGGAAAGUUCAGCAUCCAGAGCCACCUUCGCAUGUCCCAAAUCGACCUGUUACCUGGGGCAGUCCAUACCUGCAGGGUGACGCAUACAACCCUCACGCUGACCUUGAACGUAACAAAUCCAGUGAUUUUGCCAGAUUGCAAUGUAUUGGAUGACAUUGCUCAUGCAGUUGUUAAUCAAGAUAUCAAUGUGGAAAGCUGGUAUAUGUCUGCCACAUUCCUUGUGCUUUUUCUCAUCUCCAUCAUUUAUGGCGUCUUGGCCACCUUGGUUAAGACUAAAUAAUUGUGACAACAGAACAGAUGCUAUUGACUUCUUCUAAAGUGGAUCAUUUGCUGAACGCUGACCAAUUAAAUAUAUGUG